Molecule: messenger RNA, 809 nt
Organism: Anopheles arabiensis
Lineage: Eukaryota; Metazoa; Arthropoda; Insecta; Diptera; Culicidae
Gene: Ubc10
Product: ubiquitin-conjugating enzyme E2-18 kDa
Exons: 4
Coding region: 109-570 (153 amino acids)
Source: RefSeq, a predicted model, not a curated record
UGGGAGUGUCUUACUUGACAAAACGCAAUUAGGUUGAAUCUUUCAAUUUGAUGAUAAUCUAGCUGCCAAACAGGAAAUAACAACCUUUAUUUAAUAUAUCUUAGCAAAAUGGCAGCCACACGAAGAUUGCAAAAAGAACUGGCAGACAUUCGAUCGUCAGGCAUGAAAUCCUUUCGUGACAUUCUUGUAGAUGAAACAAAUUUACUACUUUGGACGGGAUUGAUUGUACCGGAUAACGUCCCCUAUAACAAAGGAGCUUUUAGAAUAGAGAUAAAUUUUCCAGCCGAAUACCCAUUCAAACCACCAAAGAUUUCGUUUAAAACCAAAAUAUACCACCCAAAUAUUGAUGAAAAGGGUCAAGUUUGUCUUCCGAUUAUAAGUGCCGAAAAUUGGAAACCGGCAACAAAAACAGACCAAGUUAUUCAGGCGUUAAUAGAGUUGGUCAAUGAUCCCGAACCUGAACAUCCUUUACGUGCAGACCUGGCAGAAGAAUUUCUAAAAGAUAGGAAAAAAUUUACAAAAAAUGCCGAAGAACAUACCAGAAAGCACAGCGAAAAGCGACCGGAAUAAAAUAAUAGAUGUGAAUACUAGAUGCUACACCAUCAAGAUCAUCGGAUGUUCAUCAUUGAAAAAAAAACAGUUGUAAAUUGUAAAACGAUAUUAGGGAGAUGAUACUUACAUUCGCUUAAAUCAAAUACAUGCGUUAUCUGAGCGACGAUAAGAUAAUCAUUGAUACUCGAUGAACGUCACAUCUGUUUAGUCGAAUCCAACAAUCUGAAAAUUUUAUUAAAAAAAAUCCUUAAUUCAAA